Messenger RNA from Miniopterus natalensis, 6860 nucleotides. It is a transcript of the gene ARL5B, whose product is annotated as ARF like GTPase 5B. The record is from RefSeq and is a predicted model, not a curated record. Gene Ontology annotation, molecular function: GTP binding; GTPase activity. Lineage: Eukaryota; Metazoa; Chordata; Mammalia; Chiroptera; Miniopteridae.
UGCCGAGCGACCCCGCGGCCGGCCCAGGCGCUCAUGAUGGGGCUGAUCUUCGCCAAACUGUGGAGCCUCUUCUGUAACCAAGAACACAAAGUGAUUAUUGUGGGACUGGACAAUGCAGGGAAAACUACCAUUCUUUAUCAAUUCUUAAUGAAUGAAGUGGUUCAUACAUCUCCAACCAUAGGAAGCAAUGUUGAAGAAAUAGUUGUGAAGAACACUCAUUUCCUUAUGUGGGAUAUUGGUGGUCAAGAGUCACUGCGGUCAUCCUGGAACACGUAUUACUCAAACACAGAGUUCAUCAUUCUUGUUGUUGAUAGCAUUGACAGGGAACGACUAGCUAUUACGAAGGAAGAAUUAUACAGAAUGCUGGCUCAUGAGGAUUUACGGAAGGCUGCAGUCCUUAUCUUUGCAAAUAAACAGGAUAUGAAAGGGUGUAUGACAGCAGCUGAAAUCUCCAAAUACCUCACCCUCAGUUCAAUUAAGGAUCACCCUUGGCACAUUCAAUCCUGCUGUGCUUUAACAGGAGAAGGGUUAUGCCAAGGUCUAGAGUGGAUGACCUCCAGAAUUGGUGUGAGAUAACUUUUUUGCUCGAAAGAGACUGCUCUAUUUAUUCUGUGACGUGAACAUUUUCCCCUAGUACUUUAGCUGCUAAGGCAGCAGCAUGUUUAAUUUAUAACAACACAAACCUCUAUGAGCAACACUUGAAUCAAGUGCAGCUGAACUGGAACGUGGAAGAUUUUUUCUUAACUUUUUUUAAUGCACUAAUCUUCAGUUGGAUGAACACUAAUGUAUAACUGUGUUUUCAGCAACAGAAUUUUUCCGACUGCUUAUUCUAAUUAUUCAAUGACUGCCUUGUAAGAAAUGUUUGUCAUAUGUUUAAUGUUUUCUGAAGUAUUGUAAUAACUUUAAUGUCCAAGUUCUUUCAUUUCUUGACCACCCUACCUACCCCCACCAAGUAAUUACUGGUUUGACAAAGUAGUCGUGAAAAUCAUUGGGUACCGCUUGCAAACUUAACCAGCGCUAAAUAUUUGCUCCCUCUAUAAACCAAUUAUCUUUUGGAGAGAACUUACCAUAGAGAAAGAAAUCUGCCUAGAAGAUAUAUGUAAGGAAGAUUAAACAUCACACAAACUGCCUUUAAAUGAGUUGACUUCCCCUACAUUAUUGCAAGUCAUGGAAUAAUUUUAAGUUACUGUUAGCAUGGAAAUUAAGUAGGCUAUUUAUCUAAAAGAAUUAAGUCCACAUUUCUGCCUAUAACAUGGGAUUCAUUUUGGUUAAAAACUAAUCAAGGUAAAAUAUUUAUUUGAAUGCCCUACUUCGGUAAAUAUUUUGGAUAAGUCUGGUAUUUUAAGAAUGCCACAUUAUUCAAUGCAUAUAUAGAUACUGGAAGUUAUUAAAGAGUACCAGCACUAAUAUUAAAACCAGCGACUUGGAAUAUAUUUUACUAUCAAUUACAAACAACUUUAUUAUCAGAGUUCAAUUAUUCCAUUUGCAAGGGACAUCCCAUAUGUUUUGGGCAAAGCUAAAGCAGAGUAUAAAGUGUUUACUUUAUUUCUUAAAAUUUGAAAUUGUGUCUGUAAUAAUAAUACUACCACCAGCAGUACAUUACUUUAAAAACCAUAUGGUUUUUCUUAAAUCUGUUUGAGGUUGUAAUGUAAUAUAAGCUUGAAACAAUUGCCAUCUUUAUCGUUAUGCCUCGUUCUAAAACCUUUCGCUGGAAUAUAGGAAACUGCUGAAUUUAAUCCUAGCUUUUAGAAUAGUACUAUGAGACUCAAAGUUAAUACGCUAAAAAUUUGUAAAUUAGAAAAUAGGAAAAAAAGUCAUAAUCUAUGAGAUGUUUGUUUAUUGGAUAGUAUUAAAAAGUUUUCAAGGCAGUUCUCUAACAUAAACAAUAGUGCACACCUUAAGAAGGAGGACAGGUAUUGUAAUUUUAAUCCUCGUUAUCUUAAAUGUAUGAUUUUGCUAUAAUGAAAUGGAUAAAGUUCAUACUUCGAGAAUAAUACUUCAUCUUUGCAGUAUUUUUUUUUCCAUUUGGGUCAAAAAUAGGAUUCAGUGUUCUAGAAUAUCAAAAUGCUUGUUCAAAAGUGGUAUUUCAAUUCUAAUAUUUUUUUAUUGUAAGUUGGUUAAAUCUUGCUGUGUUUCCAGGUAUAUUUGCUUUAUUCUUUUGAGUCUAAUUUAGUCAAACACGGCAGCAGUUUUCCCGUUUGUGUGUGGUGGCAGCACCCCUGGAACUGGACCAUGGCCACGGAAAACCUUGGAGCGAGUUUCUUAUUAACCCUGUUCUGAACCGUGUUGUUCGUGGCCCGCCCCGGUGGAGGGUCAGUUCGUUGCAGUGCGGUCCCUGCUCAGGAACCCGGGAGGCGGCCGGUGAUGGGAGCGCCUCGCGGUGCGAGUGUGGCAGCGAGAGGGGCGGGCGUCAGGGAAACCCUACUACCCAAGCACACGCAGCCCGAACUUCUCUCUUCAUUGUGUAGUUUAGCUAUAAAUACUGGGAAUGGUUCUCCUGACUCUGUCCUGACAAAAAAACUUGUUAAUACUCCUUGUUUUUACUUUGGAAUUUGUCGCCCUGUACCUAAUAAGAUUGGCUGGCUAAGUUUUCACUUACCAAGUUACGUGGUUAUUUUUUAUAUUACCACAUCAGCAUUAUAUUGAAAGUGAACAACUGCUAGUAUAGAUUCAGGUUUGCUAUUUAAUUUUUAAAAUACAGUUUAUUUUAUUUUCUGAAUCCAUUUUUCAAAAGCAUUUUGUUUUGGAUUAGAAAUGAUUUAUGUACGCUGUGCGUUGACAAUGAAAAUGGCAUUCAACUCGAUUUUGUGCCAACAUUUGGGAAGUUGAAUUAAGAAAUUCAUAUAAGACCUUUUAAAAGUAUAUUAUAGGUUCUAAAUAGACAUUUCCUGUUACAGUAAUAUGAAAACUGAUUACCCUUUACUCCAAGAGAAUGUUUUGACCCAAACAUGUAUCUUAAUGCUAAAGCAUUGAUUCUGACAUUCAUUGUAAAUCAACAAACUAUAAAAUAUUGUCUGAUGAAAAAUGUAAAUUUAAUUAGUGCCUAUAUUCAUAUUUUGAGAUGAGUUCUCAAAUUAGCAGCUAAUUAACACUUAUAUAAUUCGAGUUUUUACUCUACCCACCAAUCCCUCAAUUGCCUAGCAAAGUUUCUAAUAGUGGAAAGCAAGGGAUGCACCAACAUUAGUUUAGAAAUAUUCUACAUUCUGUUUUUAAUUUGAGUAUAAAGAAACUAAAUGUUAUCUUUUAAAUAUGUCAUAACUAAAAUGUAAUUGCUACCCUUACAAGUUCAAAUAUGGCACUUUUCUUAAUUUUGAACACAUUGCGUUCAUAUUUAAACCCAUCUCUCUUAUUGAAGCCUAUUGGAGAACUCUUAGAAUUAACAGGCCCUUUAAUAUGGGGAUAUCCUGCACAUUUUUUAUUGUUAGUGUAAUUUAAUUUCUUAAAAUCUGAAAUAUAUAUCUGUAAUCUAUUGAAAAACUGAUUAAAUACAUAACUUUUGCUUUUAGGUUCUGCAUUAGUAUACUUAAAGGUAUAAUUUUAUUCUGUUCAUUGGAAGAAAGAUAACAAAAAUAAUUUUUACAUGUGCACCACCCCUAUAGCCAUAAUGAUUUUCAUUAAGCAUAAGUUAAUAUUCAUUAUCUAUAACAGAGGGAAAAAAAUUUUUUUUUCCUAUGGAAACAGUGACUGAUGUAGGGAGCAAUGUAUACAGUAUUUUCUGAAGAAUUAUGGGGAGUCACAAAGCAAAGAAAAUUUUUAAAGAAAAUAAAAUAUUAAAAAAAUAUUUUUGGUGUGGUAUAUCUUAGGCUAAAUUAGAAAUGGAAUUGUUUCUGACUACCAUGCAUUUACUUUUUAAUAUGUAAAACCAUAUAGGUUGAAAAAAUGUACUGUUAUGCCUGUAGAUUGGUGAGUUCCAUUAACAUUUAUGUUUGAAGACCAACUUUAUGAGUCUAACUUUUCAUCUGUGGCUUUGGAUCCAAAACAUUUCACAUCCAGUUCAAUUCUAAAGGAUCCUUUAUAUUUUGUCAAGGUAAAGUCAUUUCAAGAUACUGUAUGAUAAAGAAAAGGAAAAAAAGAAGAGAAAAAAACCCAAAAGAUACAGCAUGAUAACUUGUAUCUGGUACAAUAUUUUGCUAGCUAUCGAAAGAAGUGGAUUUGAAGCUUAGCUUGGCAUUUACUUGUCUAGUUGGCCUUAAACAAUUACUGUUUGUGACCUUCCUAUUGUUUUUCACAUACUGAGGAACUUAAACAAGCUACAACUCCGACAUGUCUUUUGAUUCUAAAAUACAGCCUUCUUCAGUAUGCUAUAUUAAAAUUGAAAAACAAAACAAAAAUACAUGUAAUGUGAAAUUAAUUUCAUUUUUAUCUAUUAUUUUAUUCCCACCUAUUUCAUUUAGUAUAUGAAUACAAUCAAAUAAGAAAACAAAGCAUCACCUAGUAACUGCUACUCAGCUUAAACUGAGCUAACAGCUAAUGACAAUGCAAAAGAAAAUAAGCCAUAUUAUUGCUAAGAGCAAGAUAGUAAGCUACUUAGGAAACACCAGCUUCUAUUGGAAAUACUCUUUUCUAGAGAAUACCUCGCUUACUUUCCUGGCUUUUACUAAUUAGAACCGGUUAGUUUGUUCAGAGUUUAUUGACUUUCUGCCAUCUCAAACUGCAGUUGUGUUUGACAUUCCAGCAUUGAAAGGAUAGUGCAGCCGGCAAGUCAGUAUUUUACAAACACCUACUAAAUUUGAGAGUGGCCUGUAUUCAAGGGGAGUUUUUUCUUUCUUUUUUUUCAGCACUGUCUCAUCCUUACUCAUUUAUUAUUACUGUGAAGACAAAUCCAAAAGUCAGGUUCCCAAGAAGUAUUUUUUUUAAGAGUUCCAGGUGGCCAAAGCUAAAUAGAGAAGGCCAAUAAAAAAAGAUAAUUUCAACUACUUUAUAUUUAAGAUAGAAAAAUUGUGGUCAGCAGACCUAAAAUGAGCUUUAAAUGUAUAUAGUUUGGGAAAUGUUAAUUUAGAGAGGUAUAGAGGCAUACCUAGUAACAAGUCAAAACACUUGAUAAUAAAGAUAGACAUGGGUAGAGAAUCUUAAAAAGGAUAUUAAGUAAUAGGAAAUUUGAAUUAAAACAGAAUUUUCCCCAUUUAGGUACUUAAAGUUAGACUAGAAAGUACAGUCUUUUACCGUAGAACUGGUUGGGCCUAUAUUAUUUUUAUCAUGGCCAAAGGAUUAAAGACUGAUCAGGUUUUUAGACUUUGGGAAUGUAGUCACAUAGAUCUUUUGAUUGUUAAAACUCAGUAAUCUACAUCUCUCAGAAGUGAAGAAAUAAUAAAAUGUGCCAUGCAUAUCUUUUGAAAUAGAAAACAAAGCUCUAGAAAAAUGGAAAUAUUCUCUUGCACAACUUAUAAAAUUUUAAUUUAAAAAUUACCUCAUUUUUCAACCCAUAAUAAGGUGCUUUGCUCAAGUUUGUGGGAUGUAACACCAUCCCAUAAGUACCCCUUCAUCCAAACUCUAUUUGAAAUAUGCAAAAUCCACAACUAAGGGAUAGUAUUAGUUGGAGGUUUUGUUAUGUUUUGUUCUUGUUUACCACCAGCAGGGCUAGCCUGGCGUGGCAGAUACAAACAUUGUCUUCAUUAAAGUAAGUGGACAAGUGCCCAGUCAAUAUUUAAUUAGUUUAAUUAAUAUCAAGGGAAAGGAAAACCUUAAAAUCUGAUUAUACUGUGAAUAUAUUUCCAUUAGUGUUGGUAAGAUACCAAAUGACUAUCAGUUGACCUUGGUUACCUGUAAUUGAUUUACCUAUUUUGGCCCUAUUCAUGAGAGACUUUAAUCGUUUUAAUCUUACAUUUUCCCUCAGAACACUCAGGGACUCUGUCUGUAGCCCCUCUUUUGUUCUCUUGGAGUAAACUGUUCAGUGUAGUUAUGAAAACUUUUGAUUUUUUAAAAAAGUUUAGCUGCUAUUUCAUUAAGAGUGUGAGAUAAGAUUAUGGUUACAUUUUUUUCCAAUUAUGUAAUAGUUAUAAAUUUUACCCUUUUCAUCUAUUACACAGAACAUGGUUUAAAAAGAAAAAAGUUAAAAGCAACAGCCCUGCUCUUGCAUUUAUUCUAAUCAGAAUAUAAUGACUAUAAUCACAUGUUGCCAUCUAACAUAAAUUGGUGCUUUAGAGCAUUAAAGAGGAAACAGCAGGCCCUGUAUAAUAUCCUUCUUGCUUCAGAAUGUAAAACUACUUUAAAGUGUCUGUAUUUGCAUUUAUGUUCAUUUCUUAUGGUUUAAUACAACCUGGUGUUAUUCUUCAAGCUUCAGGCUUUCUGCAAAAGCUGAAACAAUAUCUUAGCUAAUAACCUUGGUCAAAUAGAAGAUGGUGUUAAUAAGGCCAAAAUUAUGAAUUGGAUCUCUGUGGGUACCCUGGUUGUACAGAAGAAAAAAAAAAAUGUCUUUCAUGCCACAGACUAUGCUUUUUAACGUCAAGCAACUGAAAUGUGUGCUAUUGGUCUAUUAUAUAAGUAUUAAUUGUUUUUAAAAAAAGCAAACAAAUUACUUGCUGUAUUUACAUCAUCUCUUGAAAAUGGCUCAAAGCAUGUUCUUCUAAUGUAGGUUGUUUAAAAGAUGUUUUAAAUGUUUAAUAGCUUCAUUACUGUCAUAAAGUGCUUCUUUUAUAUGUUAAGUUUAGGUUGCUGCUAGUCAUGAUUCUUUAUUUCUGCAAUUACAUUAUAAUGAGUUGCCUGCAUGUCUACAUACCCAAGUAAAAGGAUGCUGUUUGCUCUGGAAUGUUCAUCUUUUAGACAAGGUUUGCCUCAUUUGCAAUCAUGGUGCAAUACAGUGUAACAUUCGUUUUCAGUCAACAGUUUUAUUUUUGUCAUAAUAAAUAAUUACUUUUCCAAUA